AUGCUGUUAAUCAAGAAUUUUUCUCUUGCUUCAGCCGCUUUGUGCUGUCUCCUGGAAAGCAGUCUUGCUGUCCCACACCAGCCAGCCCGAAUAGUCAAACGCGACGAGCCGGAUUUCAUCCUGAAUUGGGACCUAUUUCGACGAUGGCAACACAUGCAGGAAAGCAUUGCUGAGAUGGAGGUACCUGAAAUAGAUGAUGUGACAAUGGCAGAGUGGGACCCGAGCACGAAAACCCUCACAUGGGAAUGCUAUACGCUUGUGAUGGGAGCGCAAAUCGCAGGAGUCGCUGCGGUAAUCAAUAAGGCAACACUUGAUCCAUACCCUGAGCCGACUGUUAUUACCAAGCGAAGCUCCGGCGAGGCGAAUCAGGUCAUUUAUGGAGCUAGUCUGCAGAAGAAAUGCAGCAUUAACCCAAACGUGCUUGCUGUGAUCGAUUAUGUUUACUCGGAAGGAAGGCGAAAUUACGGAUGGUCGAUCAUGCCCUAUAUUUCUGAAGGCUCACUGGAAACGAACUUCGAUUCCUACCCGGAUCAAAGCUCGAUAAACGCAGCAUUUAAACAGAUGCUGAAUGCUGUCGCUGGGGUGCAAAGUGAAGGCAUUAUUCAUCGUGAUAUCAAGCCCGAGAAUUUCCUGAAAGACGGUGAUACUCUAAAGCUCAUGGAUUUCGAUCAAUCAAGAGAAACCUCCUCCUCUGCCCAAUUCGAUGUCGGCACACCAUCCUACAUUGCCCCAGAGAUCAUCGCCAUGAAAUCGGAUACAGGUACAACGUAUGACUACAAGGUGGACACAUUCUCAAUCGCUAUGAGCUUCAUGGUCAUGUCAGUCUCAGAACUCAGGGAUUCGACCACUCGAUUCCAGCUGUGGAAGGAUCUCAUUGAGCCUGAUGGUAAGACUCUGUGGCCUUCGGCAGCAACCGUGGCAACCCUUUUGAAGGCAAGAAACUAUGCAGUCUUCAGUGGUAACGACGACCUUCUCAAUGUGCUCGCUAAGGCUCUGUGUAAGCCAAGCGAGCGCUACGAUCCACAGGGUUUCAAGGCGGCUUUCGCUACAAUAGCAUAG
Penicillium maclennaniae is the source of this 1059-nucleotide messenger RNA. Its product is annotated as protein kinase family protein. Gene Ontology annotation, biological process: protein phosphorylation; mitotic DNA damage checkpoint signaling. The record is from RefSeq and is a predicted model, not a curated record. Gene Ontology annotation, molecular function: protein serine/threonine kinase activity; ATP binding. Gene Ontology annotation, cellular component: nucleus; cytoplasm. Lineage: Eukaryota; Fungi; Ascomycota; Eurotiomycetes; Eurotiales; Aspergillaceae. The transcript is spliced from 2 exons. Bases 1 to 1059 code for a protein of 352 amino acids.